Panicum virgatum (switchgrass) is the source of this 5255-nucleotide messenger RNA. RefSeq names its product F-box protein At4g00755-like. The transcript is spliced from 5 exons. Gene Ontology annotation, molecular function: protein binding. The record is from RefSeq and is a predicted model, not a curated record. Bases 191 to 1336 code for a protein of 381 amino acids. NCBI's taxonomy places the organism in Eukaryota, Viridiplantae, Streptophyta, Magnoliopsida, Poales, Poaceae.
GCCUGAUUAGUUAUCCACUAGAAAUCUGAAUCCCAAUCCAAGGUUCGUCGGAGGAGCUGAGCCGCACUACCUCUGCGGCAGGAGACAGACUAGGCAUUGACUCUGCCGCCGCCGCCGGUUCCUCCUCCACUAGCUUAGCUAGGGAGGCCCGGGGGUUGAGAUCCCAUCCCCUGUACGGGCACUGAAGGAGAUGUGGAUGGGGAUGGGGGAGGAGGAGGAUCGUGCUGACUUCCUGCAGUGGCUGGGUCCGGACACCUCCGCCAUCGUCUUCACGCUGCUCCAUCACCCCGCCGACCUCGCCCGCGCCUCCGCCGUCUCCCGCUCAUGGCGCACCUUCGUCAUCGCAAACCAGUUCAGCAAGAUUCUGUGCCUGCGAGGCUAUCCUGAGGUUUCCAACUUCACCAGCAUUGAAACAAGCAGUUCUGGCAGUGAUGUAAAGGAAGAUGUUGGAUCAAGCGCUGCUGCUGAGUGGGAGAACCAGAAGAGAGAUCACAAGGUUUAUAUGCAUCUUAGCCAUUCUCUUCUCUCACCUUACAAUAGCAGGAAUUGCAUCAUCCGGUGCAUUGGUGCAUCGAGCACCGACAAUUUUCCAGAAGAGACCAUAGAAAAUACCCUUGAACCAAUUGAUCAUGUGGAGAUGAGCCUGUCUUAUUGGUCCAGCGCGGGCCAAAGGGAUCCUAGCUUCCCCGAAUGCCUCAUAUACAUGCUUCACUCAGAUCUUUGCCUCAUUGAUGAAAUCAAGAUACAGCCAUUCCAAGCAUUUUUCCAGUACGGUGACCCAAUAUACUCAGUGCAGUACGUUCGGUUCCGGAUGGGUUAUCCAAAGUUGCCUCUAUGUCCUGAACAACUUGUAUCCGAUGGGAACGAAGGUCAGCUGACUGCUGAUGACAACUAUACCUGGACUUAUGCAUCUCCAGAAUUUCCCAUGUUGCAGGAGAAUGUCGCACAAUCAUUUAAGCUUCCACACGCUGUUCUAUGCAUCGGUGGGGUGGUGAAGAUUGAUCUUCUCGGGAGGAUUCAGAAACAGGCAAUAGAUGGUCUUCACUACAUAUGUGUGUCCCAUGUCCAAAUAUUGGGGAAUCCGCUGUCGCAAGAGCUAUCGGUGGCUCCUUGCGAGAAUGGUGUAGUCCUCAAGUACCACCCAGAACCUCGAAGAAGCAAUGUGCGCCGCUCUGACGAUGGGCGCAGCCCCUCGAACUGGCAUAACUUUGCAACGAGAAUCUGGCAGUCGGGCACUGGCCGAGGAAUGGGCUGGAACCAAGCGCUGCUGAGCAGGCUGCUGUUAGGACCUCCAUUGCAGUUGUUGGAGGAAGAUGACGACGACGAUAUAUCAUAGGUGGAGGUGGUUUGACAAGCACUGGUCGCAAACAACCGCUCCGUUUGAUUUAGCGUUGUUCUGUUUCUUUUCUUCUUGUCUUGUGCGCAAUUGGAAUAAGAGAGCCUGUAACACAGAAUUCUUGAAUUCUUUCAUACGUAUACUGUCUGCUGUGCUGCUGCUCUAUGUUGCCCGGAUACGCGGAUACGGAUACCGGUACGCGAUACGGGGAUACUCCGAUACACUAUUUUUCCAAAAACAAGGAUACGGGGAUACGCCAAUAUAUAAAAAAAUAAAAAUAAAUAAAAGUUUCAGGAACUAGAAUGUGAGAAAAUAGAAAUUCCAAGAACUAUAAUGCGUCAUAAACUCAUAUAUUCAUAUGUUCUAUAAUUAUUAGAAAAGGGAAGGGGCAAAGGAAAAAAGAACCAACCUUAUCUUACCUGUUUGUCUGUUCCACGAAUGGAUGUCAGUCGUCUUCUUCUCGGCUCCUCCCCCCUCUUCGGAGGCCGCGGCUCAUCCUCUCCCUCUCUAGCGGCCGCGCAGGCCGUCCAGAGGCGCGCUCCGGCGGCCGUGGCGGCCUGCCAGCGGCGAGCUCCAGCAGCGCAGCACCACCCUAAAUAGUGUUUUAAUAGAUGUGCGGGCCUCUGUCUGGACAGGCCGCGCAGCCGCUCGAGCAGUAGGAAGCACGGAUGGGUGGGCGGGCGGAGGUGACGGCAAGGGAGCGACGAGCGAUGGGGAAGGAGCAAGAGGAGGCACGAGCGGGUGCCCGGGCGGCGGUGACGGCAAGGGAGCGAUGAGCAGCGGGGAAGGAGUAGGAGGAGGCGUGGGCGGGUGGCCGAGCGGCGGUGACAACAAGGGAGCCGUGCGAGGCUGCUGCGGGCCUGCGGCUGCGCGAGUGGGGACGAGAGGGUGGCACAGCUGAACGGAGGACCUUUAUACGAAGCGAUUGAGUGGUGUUGUUAGGGUUUGAAGGUAUCGGACAGGUAUCCACAGGUAUCCCACGAGUAUCCGAUUUAUUUUUAUUAUUUGAAAAUACCUAAAUACUCCGAUAUUUAUGGGAUACGUAUCCGGGAGUAUCCGUGGAGUACGGGUAUCUGAUACGGUAUCUGAUACCGGUACGUGAGUUUUACGAAGUAUCUGCGUAUCAUAGCUGCUGCUUCAGCAGACGACGAACAAGCUUACAGUCUGUAUCAUGUCUGUAUGUACGACAGUACGACGCACAGGCACAGUAGUAAAUGAUACUCCUCCAUCUACGAAAUAGUGUAAUUCUUACUUUUCGAUAAGUGGAACAGUUUGAACUUUGACUAAAGUUAUAUAAAAAAGUAAUAAUAUUAAUGUAAGUACGAUUAUAUUAGUUAUAUAUAAAUUUACUUAGAGACAUAAGUGCUAAUACUAUUUAGGCCUUGUUUUGAUCAUGUAAAAACUUAACGAAAUUUACUGUAGCAACUUUCAGCAGAAUAUUAGGACUAAACAUGGUCUAAUUAUAAAACUAAUUGAGCAUGUGUUACUAUAGCAGUUUAGUAUCUAAUCACGACCUAAUUAUGCUCAUUAGAUUUGUCUCGCAAUUUAAAAGCAAAAUGUGCAAUUAAUUUUAUAUAUUUAAUUCUUCAUGUGUCGUAAUAUUGGUUGUGACACCUUUAGAAGUUUGCUAGGCCUUACUAUAAAUUUAAUUUAAUUUAAAUUAGUUUGGCGGGCACGGCUUCCGUAACUGCAUUUUGACUAGGGGGAUGCCCCCAUCCCCAAACCAACGCAAAGCAGGUUCCGGCGACAUGCCAUGGCAGCCAUCGCCGUCUUCCGCCACCAACGCCGCGCCUCCUCUUGGGCCGCCGCCGUUGCCGACCACGCAGGCUCCGGUCGCCACGCUGCCGCACUCACCGUCUUCCGCCGCGUCCUCCGAGCCCACCCCGCCGUUGCCACCUCCGAUCAGCUCGCCUACACCGCCCUGCUCCGUUGCCGCGACCGCCGCCUGGCCUUCCAGAUACACGCCCAGGUGUGCCGUCGUGGCCUGGCCGCCUCCAACCCCAUCCUCGCAUGCUCCCUCCUCGCCUUCUACGCUGACUGUGAGGACAGGGACAGCGCCACCAGGGUGUUUGACGAAAUGCCGCACCCGGACGCCAUGUCCUACACCGCCAUGAUCUCCGCCCACUCAGCACACCUUCUCCAAGUUGCUCGCCGCCUGCACAUCCCUGCGCCUGCGCCACCACGGCACCAUGCUCCACGCGCAGCUCCUCCGCUGGGGCUGCUGGGGUCCCCACCUCAGCCUGGUCCUCAAGACCGCGCUCCUCCACAUGUACGCCGCCUGCGGCGCCAUGACUUCCGCACGCACUGUGCUCCAUGCCACGCCCGAAACCGACGUCGUGCUCUGGACGGCCAUCAUCACCGCCUACUCGCGGGGUGGCCAGCUCCAGCCUGCUCUGCGGGCGUUCCAUGACAUGGAACGCGCCGCAGUGCCACCCAACGCCUUCACCUAUACAGCCCUCAUCGCUGCCUGCUCCGCAGCCCACUCGCUGCACAUUGGACGGCUGCUCCAUGCCCGCCUCUUCAAGUUUCGUCUGGAGCACGAGACCUCCGCCUGCAAUGCGCUCUUGGACUUGUACAGCAAGUCCUCCACACGUUUCCUUGACUUGCUGCACACUUUCUGUGCGGUCGACACACCCAACGUGGUGUCCUGGACUGCCUUCAUCGCUGGACUCAUGCGCCAUGGCAGGGACCAAGAGGCGUUUGCAGCAUUUGCUCGCAUGCGUGCUACUGGGGUGAAACCCAACUCCUUCACCCUGUCCACUCUUCUAAAAGGCUGCACCUCAGCACAGGCAUGUCAACUCGCUGCAAAAAUCCAUGCAUAUGUGCUUAAGACUAGCUUUGAGUCAUUGGACGCGGCUGUCGGGAACUCGUUGGUUGAUGUUUAUGCAAGGUAUGCAAGACUGGACGACGCUUGAGAUGUGGCAACCACAAUGUCCUUCGUUAGGGACAGAUUCACAUACACGAGCCUAGCCAAAGGGCUGAAUCAGAUAGGGCUUCACCACAGGGCACUCAAGAUGAUACUUCACAUGUUCCACGAGGAGGUUGAUAUCGAUGGUUUCAGCCUAGCUUGCUUCCUUUCCGCUGCUGCGACCUUGGCAUCCAUGGAGGCUGGGAAGCAGCUGCACUGCUGUGCAGUGAAAUUGGGAUUGAACCAUGAGGUAUCCGUCUCCAACAGCCUUAUCGACAUGUACAGCAGGUGCAAGUGUGUGGAGGAUGCUAAGAGUGCUUUCCGGUCAAUCAGGGAACCCAGUGUUGUUUCCUGGAAUUCUAUUAUCUCUGGCCUGGCAUCUAACGGUUGUCACGCUGAAGCUUUGUCGACUUCUGAAGACAUGAUUUUGGUUGGCGCUGAGCCUGAUGGGGUCACUUUCGCAGUUGUGCUUUCCGCCUGCAGUCAUGGUGGCUUAGUUGACAUUGGAAUCAAACAUUUCAACUCUAUGUUGAAUCAGUUCGGUGUUCCCCCACAAAAGAGCCACUACACAUUGUUUCUGGAUAUGCUGGGACAAGCAGGGCGCCUUACAAAGGUGGCACGUACCAUCGAGUCGGGGGCAGUUCAGCCAGGCUUUGUCAAUUUACAGGACCCAGUUGGCAUUUUGCAAGCUCCAUUAUGAUCUGGUGGUUGUCAAAUGUAUUGCAAGGAAGGCACUGGAGUUAGGUCCAUCAGAUUCAGUAAUACGGAAUAUGCUUUCAGGAAUCUAUGGUGCUCCUAGGAUACAAGAUCACGACGAGCAGACAGGUUUGCGGGAUGACGAGGGAUGCAGGUAUCCAAGCUAUGGGCUGCCAAUCAGUUUGUGAAAACUGAGCUUGGGUUCUUGUUACAUAUACCCAAGGAAACAGAAGUAUAUUUUCUGGGAAAGUUCUUCAGUAUGAGAAAAACAUCUCCGCAUUAAGUUUGUGAUGAAAACAAGGUUAAUUCAGGGUC